Messenger RNA from Hyphopichia burtonii NRRL Y-1933, 1607 nucleotides. RefSeq names its product proline specific permease. Gene Ontology annotation, biological process: amino acid transmembrane transport. The transcript is spliced from 2 exons. Gene Ontology annotation, cellular component: membrane. The record is from RefSeq and is a predicted model, not a curated record. Lineage: Eukaryota; Fungi; Ascomycota; Pichiomycetes; Serinales; Debaryomycetaceae. Bases 30 to 1514 code for a protein of 494 amino acids. Gene Ontology annotation, molecular function: amino acid transmembrane transporter activity.
AAAAUGAAUUACUGGGUUUGCAUCGGGGUAUGAAAUCCCGUCAUUUGGCAGUAAUAUCUCUAAGUGGAGCUAUUGGUACUGGGCUCUUCGUUAACAGCGGUGCAACUUUAUCACUCACUGGACCAGCACCAAUGUUGAUAGGUUACUUAGUUUUUUCAAUAGUGGUUUUCUUCAUUAUGAAUAUUUUAGCGGAAAUGGCAAGUUUCUUGUCAUUCAGUAAAAAUGGUUCGGGUGCAGCCAUAUUCAUAAAUGAUUACUUAUCUCACGAUUUGGGUUUCACUCUAGCUUAUAAUUAUCUUUAUAUUGGUGUUAUCUAUGUCGCUGCUGAAAUCAGUGUUAUCCCAGCACUUUUUGAUUAUUUCUGUAAUGUGAACGCAGCUGUUUGGAUUAGUGUAUUCUUAGUUUUGAUUCUUUUCUGGUUUGGUUACAUUAAAUUGGUCACAAUUGUCGGCUUAAUAAUUUUAGGUAUAGUGAUUUUUUUUGGUGGAGCCCCAAAUCACGAUCGUUUAGGUUUCAGGUACUGGAAGAAUGGAAAAGCUUUCAAGGAAUACUUGGUAGGUGGGGACACCGGUAAAUUUUUAUCAGUUUGGACUGCUAUUAUUAAAACUGGAUUUUCAUUUACAAGCUCCCCUGAAUUGGUGGUUGCAGGAGCAGCUGAAGUAGAGAGACCAAGAAGAAAUAUCCGAAAAGCAGCAAAUAGUUUCGUUUAUCGUCUUAUAAUUUUUUAUGUUAUUUCUUCAAUCGUUAUUGGAUGCAUUGUUGAUUCUAAUAAUGACCAAUUAUAUGGUAGCUCUGACACUUCGUCUGGUUCUCCAUUUGUUUUGGGUAUUAAAAAUGCAGGUAUUCCAGUAUUGAAUCAAAUUGUUAAUGCUGUGUUUAUAACCUCUGCAGCUUCAUCAGCCAAUUCCUGGGUUUAUUUCUCUUCAAGAGCACUUUUCUCUUUGUCUAAACGUGGAUUGGCUCCGAAAAUAUUUUCUAAAACCAAUAGACAUCAAAUUCCUCUAAUCAGUGUCCUAUCUUGUUGGUCCAUUGGAGGUUUGGCAUACUUAAAUGUCUCGUCAUCGUCUGCUCAAGUCUUUUCAUGGCUAUCAAAUAUAACUACAAUCUCUGGUUUCAUUUCUUGGAUAUUCGUUGGGUUUGCUUACCUUAGAUGGCGUAAGGCAAUUGAAUAUCAUGAAUUAAGUGAUAGAGUUCCAUAUAGGACUCCUUUCCAACCUUAUGGUACUUAUUUUGUCAUCUUUUUUGUCGUUGUUCUUGGUAUAACGAACGGCUACGCAGUGUUUUUUAAUUUCAACAUGAGUGACUUUUUCGCUGCUUAUCUUACAAUAAUCUUUGUAUCAGUUCUUUAUAUUGGUCGGCGUAUUUAUACUUACAUGAAAGGUGAAAGAAGUUGGAUUACUCCCAUAGAAGAAAUCUCAUUUGAUGGUUUGGAUCAAUUUGAAGCUGAAAACGAAGCCUAUCCUGAACUAAUCCCUCGAAAUUUCGCUGAGAAAGUAUUAUAUAUUAUUAUUUAGAGUAAUUGCCUGGAACCUAUUUCGCCAAUAUUCAAUGUAGCUGGUUUAAACUUUGCUUACAAAGCUUUGGGUAGGUCCUGUGGAUUAAGGUAG